Molecule: messenger RNA, 357 nt
Organism: Chrysochloris asiatica (Cape golden mole)
Lineage: Eukaryota; Metazoa; Chordata; Mammalia; Afrosoricida; Chrysochloridae
Gene: MLANA
Product: melan-A
Exons: 4
Coding region: 1-357 (118 amino acids)
Cellular component (GO): melanosome; endoplasmic reticulum membrane; trans-Golgi network
Source: RefSeq, a predicted model, not a curated record
AUGCCGAAAGAAGAUGCUCACCUCAUCCGUGGUUACCCCAGGAAGGGAUAUGGACACGCCUCCAUCACGGCUGAAGAGGCCGCAGGGAUUGGCAUCCUGAUUGUGAUUUUGGGAAUCUUAUUGCUCCUGAGUUGCUGGUAUUGUAGACGACGAAUCGGAUACAGGACUGUGCAGGGCAAAAGCCUUCAUCCUGGUACCCAGAACACCCUGAGGAAAGGACACCCAUACAAGGAGCUUGCUCAUCAGGAAAGCAAACUACAUCUCAAGGAUGUUGUCUAUGGACCUGUGGUCCCCAAUGCUCCACACACCUAUGAGAAACACUUUGUACAACAAUCACCACCGCCUUAUUCACCCUGA